CACGCGACCACUUCUUACUGAAGAUAUCACGAUAUCACACACCAACCCACUCACGAAGUAGCUUACCUGCGUUUUGGAUCGUAGAGAAAGGACAGAAAUCUUAUCCUCAGAGUCACGAUAUCAGAUUCGCUUGCGCGUCCCCCCACUCCGCAUCGAAUCGCAGGACCUCGUCAGCGCACGUCCGCUCACCGCGAUCUUGCCUGAGCGCAUGAUACACCGACUUGAUUGACGUCUAUACCCACGCCAGUCUGCAAGAUGGGUCGUGAAAGGGAUGCCGACGUUCCGCAGCCCGGACCCGCCACUCUUACAUCUCAUGCCGGUCCAGACGAAUGGCUUGCGCAGGCCAAACUGUGCCAUUAUCUGCCGGAGUCGGAUAUGAAACGGUUGUGCGAGAUGGUCAAGGAAUGCUUGAUGGAGGAGUCCAACAUACAGCCUGUGCAGGCGCCGGUGACAGUCUGCGGUGAUAUCCAUGGACAGUUCUAUGAUCUACUCGAACUGUUCCAUGUCGCUGGAGGCAUGCCCGGCGAGGUCGACGAGAAAGCCGCAAUCGCCGCGGCUAGCGAGCGAAACAAAGCCGCCUCUCGUAUCAGUACCAGUUCAAGUAAAUCCAUCAGUGCGGCGGAUAUCGAGCCUCCGACCCAGAUCUCUGACCCAAAGGUUAAACGGAAGAUGAAGCGGAGGUUUCAAGCGGACAGUGCGUACACAUCAGCGGCGUCCAACGACGGCUCAGAGCCGGGCGCAGAGGACGAGGACCACCCAAGAGGACGAGUGCGGAGUCGAGAUGGCGGUCAAGGGAGUGCUCGAGAAGAUGCAGAGGACGAGGAAGAGGAGAGCCCGGAUAGUGGCGUCGGUGUCAGCAGCCCGGCACCAAGCCGAAGCAAAAGUCAGAGAGGCGCAAAGACUGAUCUGGCCAAUGGACACCAGAAUUUCAUCUUUUUGGGCGAUUUCGUCGACCGAGGCUAUUUCUCGUUGGAAUCAUUUACGCUACUGAUGUGUCUCAAAGCAAAAUAUCCCGACAAGGUAACCUUAGUGCGAGGCAACCACGAGUCUCGACAAAUUACACAGGUCUACGGAUUUUACGAAGAAUGCCAACAGAAAUAUGGCAACGCGAGUGUAUGGAAGUCCUGCUGUCAGGUAUUCGACUUUCUAGCUCUGGCUGCCAUUAUUGACGGCAAGGUCCUUUGUGUCCACGGCGGUCUGUCGCCCGAGAUCAGAACAUUGGAUCAGAUUCGUGUCGUGGCGAGAGCGCAGGAGAUUCCUCACGAGGGUGCGUUCUGUGACCUGGUCUGGAGUGACCCUGACGAGGUCGAGACCUGGGCAGUUUCUCCUCGAGGAGCUGGUUGGCUGUUUGGAGACAAAGUAUCCGGCGAGUUCAACCACGUCAACAACAUUCAACUCAUCGCCCGAGCACAUCAAUUGGUCAACGAAGGCUACAAAUACCACUUCGCCUCGCAGGACGUUGUGACCGUCUGGUCGGCGCCGAACUACUGCUAUCGCUGUGGUAAUGUGGCGAGCAUCAUGACGCUCGGCGAGGAUCUCAACCCGGACUUUAAGAUAUUCAGCGCGGUUCCGGAUCAUCGACGAGCAGUACCUGCAGGUCGUCAAGGUCGCGGCGAGUACUUCUUGUGAGCAGACCAUGUAUGGGGUGUACGCAUGUUCGUGGAAAUCCCAAACUCCGACACAUGUGCGCGUGCCUGGACGGACACGUCCGCCACGGUUGUGCAAGACGUCGUUCCAUACGAGGAUGUGACGAAUGACAACAACCUCGUUGAUGGAAACGACCACGGGAAACACUGGGCGUUGGGAGUUUUUCUAGGAUUUAUGACAACGGGCUCGAAUGGACUGGGCGGGACUACAAUUCUCGGACACGAUAGCCAUGACUUCCUUUUGAGGCGGGAAUGGAUGUAUUAUAAUGAUGUGUGGCGCUGAAACGAAUCAUCUUGAUGCCGAUAUUUCUCUUGACUGAGCUGCAAAAUUGGUCAUGAUACUGUA
Messenger RNA from Dissoconium aciculare CBS 342.82, 1992 nucleotides. Its product is annotated as Metallo-dependent phosphatase. Gene Ontology annotation, biological process: G1/S transition of mitotic cell cycle; peptidyl-serine dephosphorylation. Gene Ontology annotation, cellular component: cytoplasm. Gene Ontology annotation, molecular function: protein serine/threonine phosphatase activity. NCBI's taxonomy places the organism in Eukaryota, Fungi, Ascomycota, Dothideomycetes, Mycosphaerellales, Dissoconiaceae. The record is from RefSeq and is a predicted model, not a curated record. The transcript is spliced from 3 exons. The coding region runs from base 256 to 1629 and encodes 457 amino acids.